Trypanosoma grayi is the source of this 1335-nucleotide messenger RNA. RefSeq lists its product as hypothetical. NCBI's taxonomy places the organism in Eukaryota, Euglenozoa, Kinetoplastea, Trypanosomatida, Trypanosomatidae. Bases 1 to 1335 code for a protein of 444 amino acids. The record is from RefSeq and is a predicted model, not a curated record. The transcript has a single exon.
AUGCGAUCUCCGGCAUCGUUUUCUGGAGCGGAGAGAAAUCGCGCCCUCUCAGCACGCGCUCCCAGUACUAGAAGGGGGGUAGAUGGCGCUGCUGCUGCUGCUUUUGCGGAGGCAUUGCAUGAGGCACAACCUCUGGUGCUCGCGCCCACUGCGCACACAUGGUUUGACGGCUCUCCCCUUCCAAAAAAGACCCAGUUUCUCUUUCCCAGCAAUCGUUCCAGCGCCAGCACGGUCGCGCCAAAUAGGUCGGCCUCUCCUGUGGACGGUGUAGCUUCUACGGCAACGCGUGAGGUGGAGAGCCGGGCCGGCGAGGGAGGUGCCGGCAGCAGUGGCACAGAUACGAUGCGAAAAGAGAUGAUACGUCUCUAUGACACCAACGUGGAGCUUCGGGAACAAGUGGAGCGUUUACAGGCGUGCCUCCGUCGCGAAGGGGCUGCGCAAAUGGCGGAGUGCAAACGACGGUGUUGUGAACGCUGCGCAGAGUUAGAGGCUGCCCUCAGAACAGAGCAAAGCCGGUCUGCGGAGAAGGACAAGGCGAUCGCUGCCUUGCGGGAAAAGCUGCUAGAAGAAGGGCGAUCGACAACAUGCCUGAACACCUCACGUGUGGGAGGUGCAGAUAUUGUGGGCGGAUCGCUCAAAGAUCGACUGCUUGCAGACGGCCACCAGCUCGCCCCACCCGCACAUCAUGCAGCGGCACAUCUUGUCUUGCAAGAGGAAAUAGCGAUGCUGAAGACGAAGCUCAGCCAAUUGGGGCCGAAUAAAAGCCAUGCUUCGGAGCAAUGGAAGGCAACCCAGAUGUCGUCACAGAGUCAGAACGACCCUGUGCAGUCGCAGACGCCGCACUCUCGGGCCUCGGACAGUCGCCGCGGCAACCCCAUGGAAUUGACAGAGAGGAAUGUAACUCAUCGUGCCUACGAUGCCUGGCAUCCUGUGGCCCCGGAGCACGGUGAGCUGAAGCAAGGAGGCCCGCUCUCAUCGCAUGAAGAGGAGACUGGAGCGGCGGUAUCAUUGUGGAAUCGUCUACCACGGACCACAUUGCCGUCAGCGAUGGCUGCUACUCACACGCCACAGUCCACAUCAAGUCGUGCGUUUACUCCGCAAACCUUGGCUGAUCUUAGCGAGUUCGCGGCUAAAAUGCCGUCCAAGACGGUCAACCAACCAUGGUACAAUGAUGAUGAAGUUAAGGAGGUUGUCUCAUCCUCUCGGGCGUCGAGGUUGCGAGUCUCAACGUCCCCGAGGCGUUUGCUGCAGCCGAGCUAUGUUGGGACAUUAUCGCGUGGGGCGCAAGUUGGUUCCCGCCAGCGGAGUUGGUGUAAUACUAGUACGAGUAUGUAA